AUGAGCAAUGCCGCCAAACCUUCAAAGUUCAAGCCAGCACUACCCGCUUUCUCCACGUCAGGUUAUCAUCGCAAGGCGCCUCGGCCCAGUGGCUCAAGCGAAACUAUUGAUAUAUCCAACGAUUCCAUCUCGUCACCUCCUAUAAAGCGUUCCUCGUCAGACUCGCGUCUUACCGCCGAUGCUCAGCCACCCACCAAGCGGCGCAAGGCAGAGAAGGAGAACCACUUUGAAGGCUUGCCUCCGACGUCGAACGACAACAAAGGAAAGGGCAAGGCUCGAGCUGUGGACGCCUCUCCACCCACCGCGUCUACACUAAGCCUCCCAACCGGGUUUACUGACAUUGAAUCUAUGACGAGCUCCCACCUCCAAGAGAUGCUCUUAUGGCUUCACGACUACAGUCGCAGCAACAUGGAUCUAAUCGUUAGAUUCCACUCCGCUAGUCGCAAUGCAGAGGAGGAUGACGACUCGAAGGCAGACAUCUUCCUGCUCGAAGCAAUCAAGAAAUUUGUUGACGCCCGAAUCGCUGCUGUCAAGGCGGCCACACGGAAAUCAGACAAAGCUCGGGACCAGCCUCAUCUUCCUUCUUCAGCCAACUCUGCGUCUUCCUCCAACUUACCAAUUUCACGCUCAACGAUCGUGCUGGAGGAAACAUCCUUUGUUUCAUUCGCUAGCACAUCGGCGAGUAGAACCCGCACUGAAAUACAGGCUUCGAGUUUUUCGUCAACCGCCACAAUUGAUGUUGACUGCGACGAUGGACUGUGGGCUGACGUUGAUGAUGUAACAAUGGAAGACCUCGAAGACAACUCCCAGCUGGACCGCAACCGUGGCCCACCUGCAGAGACAAGCUCGUAUAUCAAGGACAGUCCUUAUACCUCAGAGAUUAUGAGCAAGCUUCAUUUGUUCGGUCUGGAGAAGUUUAGACCAAACCAGUCGGAAGCGAUUCACGCUGCCAUGAGUGGGGCAGAUGUCUUCGUACUUAUGCCAACGGGAGGCGGGAAAAGCUUGUGCUAUCAACUACCAGCAGUCUGUCAAGGUGGCAAAACGAAGGGCGUCACAAUUGUCAUUUCGCCUCUAUUAUCAUUGAUCAACGAUCAAGUCCAGGCGUUGAGAGAGAAAGGCAUCAUAGCGGAUAGUCUGACCUCUGAGACUCGUGAAGGAGAUAACAAAGCGGUUCGGUCACGAAUCUAUGGCAACGACAAGCCAUCACUCCUCUAUGUUUCCCCAGAACGGCUUCAAAUUAGCGAAAGUCUCAAAAACACGCUAGCCUAUCUUCAUCAACGUGGAGAGUUGGCUCGCUUUGUAAUCGACGAGGCGCAUUGCAUCUCGACAUGGGGUCAAGACUUUAGGGCUGCAUAUCAAGAGCUGGGCAAACUCCGAGAAGAUUUCCCUGGUGUUCCCAUAAUGGCGCUUACGGCAACGGCAGAUGAACGAGCCAAAUCCGACAUCCUUCAUGGUCUGAAGCUUGAAAAGCCUGCGAUCUUCGCGCAAUCAUUUGAUCGACCCAACCUUUUCUACCGCGUCAUCACGAAGACAAAUGCUGAGGAGUUAGCCAAAUACAUCAACCAAUCGCACCCAGACCAAAGCGGAAUCAUAUACUGCCGCUCUAGAGAUGGGUGUGAAAAGCUAGCCAACCAGCUCAGGACCAAAGGACUAAAAGCGAAGCAUUUUCAUGCCGGACUAGACAAGACAGAAAAGGAAGCGACUCAGAACGAAUGGAAGCGUAAGCAGGGGCACAUCAUUGUUGCUACGAUAGCAUUUGGAAUGGGUAUCGACAAACCAGAUGUUCGCUUUGUGAUUCAUUUUGACCUCCCAAAGUCGAUGGAUGGGUACUAUCAAGAAACUGGUCGUGCUGGCCGUGACGGGAAGCCUGCAGAAUGCAUUCUUCAUUAUGCAUACCGCGACGUCCAACCCAUUCGGAAUAUGAUUCACAAAGAUCAGCAGACGACUCACGCUGCCAAAACCAGGCAAGACCAGGAUCUCAACGUCGUCGUCCGCUUUUGCACCAACAACACCGUCUGCCGGCGCACCCAAAUUCUCCAACAUUUUGGCGAGCGUUUUGACGACAGUCUUUGUCGAGGAAGGUGCAAUAAUUGUGCAGAGAAAGGAUCGCGAAUUCAGACGAACAUAACUGAAGAGGUCAAAACGGUCAUUUCAUUGGUGCAAACACUCGAGCGUGGCCAAGAAAAAGUCACUCUAGAUCAGUGCCGCAGUAUCUACAAAGGUUCAUCUGCUUCAGCCAUCAAGAAUAAGCAGCACGACAGGCUUCCCGGUUACGCUGCAGGACGGCACCUUCCGCCUGAGCUGCUAGAUAUAGUAUUCCACCAAUGCAUCCAUCUUGGCGUGUUGGAAGAAAAACCGGUGCAGAAUGGGAAAUGGCACCACAACUAUCUCAAGCUCGGCCCUCAAGCUGCAACAUUCCUUCGGGAGGAUAAAGAGACCCUGGUUGACUAUAAACCGAAGACACCGAAAUCAACAACGGCAGGCAAAAAAAUACAGGGACCUCGAAAGGGUCGAAAUGCUGCCGAUGCUGCUCCACAGAAACCACCUGAACGACUUCAGGAGUUGUAUGCCGACGACGACGAGAUCGAGUGGAGCCCCAAGAAAAGCAAACUCCCCGUGGUUGUCAAUGUGGUGGAUGUCGUUUCCUCCGAGUCCGAGGGCGAGAAUGUGGUGUCUGCUCCACCGAAAUCUAACGCUACUAUUGCUCCCCCGAGACCCGUUCGCGCGACUGGGAGCCUACACAAUCAGCUCGUUGCUCAUCGCCAACUUCUUUUGACCCAAGAUCCUUCACUUUCCGCCGACGAGAUUUUGGAUGACAAUGCCUUAACCCGCAUCAGCGAUUGUUCUCCACAAGACUUCUUCGCGUUCAAGAAGGUUUUGCAGGACAUCUUUGAAGAGUUUGGAGCAGACUUGACAGAAGCCAAAGAUGAGGCGGAGACGCGCUUCAGGAGAUUUGGGAACGGAUUCUUGCAAAUCUGCCAAGGUCAAGCCGGCGAUAACCCCGCUUCCUUGCGGGACAAGUACGCUUUCAAGCCAGAGUCAGUCUCGACGCCCAUUGGCCAAAGGAAGUUCAAGUUCAAACCAGCCAAGGUUGCGUGA
Mycena indigotica is the source of this 3099-nucleotide messenger RNA. RefSeq names its product ATP-dependent helicase. Gene Ontology annotation, molecular function: nucleic acid binding; four-way junction helicase activity; ATP binding. Gene Ontology annotation, cellular component: nucleus; chromosome; cytoplasm. The transcript has 13 exons. The record is from RefSeq and is a predicted model, not a curated record. Gene Ontology annotation, biological process: double-strand break repair via homologous recombination; DNA replication. The coding region runs from base 1 to 3099 and encodes 1032 amino acids. Lineage: Eukaryota; Fungi; Basidiomycota; Agaricomycetes; Agaricales; Mycenaceae.